This is a messenger RNA of Hirundo rustica (Barn swallow), 3295 nucleotides long. RefSeq names its product chromobox 8 (gene CBX8). The record is from RefSeq and is a predicted model, not a curated record. The transcript has 5 exons. The coding region runs from base 52 to 1146 and encodes 364 amino acids. NCBI's taxonomy places the organism in Eukaryota, Metazoa, Chordata, Aves, Passeriformes, Hirundinidae.
UGGUCUGGGCUGCGCCGGGGCCGCCCCUGCGCUGCGAGCGGCCGCGUAAACAUGGAGCUCUCGGCCGUCGGGGAGCGCGUCUUCGCGGCCGAGGCCCUGCUCAAGCGCCGCAUCCGCAAAGGCCGCAUGGAAUAUCUGGUCAAAUGGAAGGGCUGGUCGCAGAAGUACAGCACUUGGGAACCUGAGGAGAACAUCCUGGAUGCCCGGCUGCUCGCAGCCUUCGAGGAGAGCUUUGGUUCUUUUAACACCUCUAGGGAGCGAGAAAUGGAGCUUUACGGGCCCAAAAAGCGAGGCCCCAAGCCCAAAACCUUCCUGCUAAAGGCCCAGGCGAAAGCCAAAGCCAAAACCUAUGAAUUCCGCAGUGACUCUUCCAGGGGGAUCCGGGUGCCGUAUCCCGGCAGGUCCCCCCAGGAGCUGGGCUCCACGUCCCGGGCUAGGGAAGGACUGAGAAACAUAGCCCUGGCCCCCCAGGGCAGCUCCAGCACCAGCACACCCAAGGCAGACGGCAUCCGGGACCGGGUGAUCCGCGUGGAAGAGAAGCCCGGAGAGACCCCCAAAAAGAGAGGCCCGAAGCCCAGGAAGGAGCUCUACAAGGACCUUGCGGAGACUCUGGAUGCCUCCAAGAGGAAACUGGGGGACCCGGGGGACAAGGUGGGGGACUACCUGAAGGCCAGGAAGAUGGAGGAGGCGGCGGCGGGGGCGGCCAAGUUCGGCUCGGGACACAGCGUGAUCCAGCUGGCCCGGCGGCAGGAGCCCGACCUGCCCGGCGCCCUGCCCGGCCCCAACCGCGCCGAGGCGGGGGCCGAGAGCUUCCCCCCGCGCCUGGCCAAGCACCGCGCGGACUUCCUGGACCCCAAGGGGCAGGGGGGGCUGGACCCCGGCGGGCCCAAGCUCCUGCACGGCGCCGUGGGCCCGGGGGCCGUGGGCGGCCUGUACCGCGACGGCGUGGGGGGCCCGGCGGGGCGGCCCUCCCUCAUCGCCAGGAUCCCCGUCUCCAGGAUCCUGGGGGACCCCGAGGAGGAGUCCUGGAGCCCCUCUCUCAACAACCUGGAGAAGGUGGUGGUAACUGACGUGACCUCUAACUUUUUGACCGUCACCAUCAAGGAGAGCAGCACGGACCAAGGAUUCUUUAAGGAGAAGCGAUGAGUUUGGUGGAGGUCGUGCUGGGGUUUUCUUCAGUCAGAUCCAGACAAAAGCUUGGUAGAGCUUGGUGGGCCUCUCUUUUUUUUUUUUUUCUUUUCUUUUUUUUAUUAAUGCUCCUUUUUUUUUUUUUUUUUUUUCUCCUUUUGUUUUUGGUCCUGGAGAGAAUUUAGAAACUGUCCUAAAUUCAUUAACUCAUUCUUUUGUUUUGGGUUUGUUUUGUGUUUUUUUGUUGUUGUUUUUUUUUUUCCCACGUCUUACAUUUCGUUGGAAAGAUUAUCUCUAGAGUUAUAUUUUCUAUUAGAUGUAAAUAUGUUAUUUAAGAAAAAAAUGCUUAUAUAUAUAUAUCUAUAUAUAUAUAUUUCAACUCUGAGUUGUUUUAUUUAAAUGGAGUCAACAGUGACUGCUCAGUUGCUCCUAGAAAGGACAAUAAAACUGAGAACUAACGAGUUCACGCAUCUGCCGCAGGAGCUGGUGUACAUAACGGUGUUCAUAGCUAAGUAUGUGCUGGGUUUUUUUAACUAUUAUUUUUCAUAUGAUGCUAUGGAUGGUGGAGGGGGACGUGUUGCCCCCUCGGAGGGCGAAGUGCCCGGAUUUCUUGAUUGUGAUUUAAGGUGUUGCUUGUACAAUCAAGUGUGCUGUGUCCAGAACUGUUGCCCUUGACAGCUGACGUGAGCACUUGAAUUCACAGUGUUGUUGGGGAUGGGGUGUUUCCAGUCUAACAAAAAAAAAGUCAUGUUGCUACAGAGUCGGGGCGGGGAAAAGCAGAAAUCCAUAAAAAGGCUAAAAGUGUUGGAGUAUUAACUUGAAUUCCCUUUUCUUGCGGAGGAGAGGAGUUUGUGUGUGUGCAAGGUUCCUGAGGGGUGAUACUGAAAUGCACUUUAAUAGAGUUGUCGUAGCAGUUGUGGGAGAUGGGACUGAGCUGAGUGUAUCUGUUUUCAUUUUGUCUGGUCGCUUGAUUCUGUUCCCCCACCCACUAAAAACAAAAAACAACAAAACCCCCUCUGUUUACAUUCCUGAAAUGCCAGAGAGGUUGGGGAGGGAGCAUCUCACUGCCCAUAUUUAGUUACUUUAUUCUGCUACAGAAAGUGGAUUAUUAUUACUUUUAUUCCCAAUCACGGUUUACUUCAGACUGUUGGAAGACUCCUGAUAAAGCGUUGUGUAAUAUCCACAACCCUGACAAAUCCCAGGGUCACCUUUAUUGCAUUCAGAGACAAUAAAUAGUUCCCUUUCCUUGCGCUGGUUAAACAAUAGCCAAAAGGCGAAAUACUCCCGUGCGGAGCAGCCCCGCCGCCCCCGGGAGGAUUUUGUGCUGGAUUUGCCUGUGGGAUUCCCCCUAGGGCUGGGGUCCGGAGCUGAGAUUCCUCCCUGGCUGGGGGCUCUGGACGAGGUGCAGCAGUUUCCCCGCUGGCUCGGGGUGUCCCCGCUCCGCUGCUCCCCAGCCCGGCAGAGGUGGAGCAGGUGGCCCUGUCCUCACGCCCUGCUCUGGGCAUCGGUCAGAUGGGAAGCACAAGCCCGGCAGUGCCUGAGGGCUGGGACUCAGCCUGGGCCCCUUGUCCCUGAGCUCCUGAAGGGGCUGGGCGCGGGGCAUCUCUGCUGCAGGCCCCUUUGGCAGCUGCACCGUGCCCAGUUCCCUUCCCCGUCCUCCUUUGGGACGCGUGAGGUGCCUGGCAGGAUGCUGGAUGGGCUGUGCAAAGGGAGCCACCGUGUCUGACAGUUCACAGUUCACUUUUCUUUUCUCCUUUUUUUUUUUUUUAUUUUUUUUAAGACAUAUUUUGUAAAAUUGAGGUUUUUACCUUAGUUUGUCCGAGGAGCCGGUGUGUUGGUCCUGGUGCUGACACGGGCCGCGGGUGUUGUCGGAGGAUGAGGAGGGGGUUGAGCUGUUUGUGUUCCUGCUGCCGCCGAGGCCAGAGCAUCCUUCCCUUUGCCAAGAGCCCGGAGCCGCUCAGGCCCGGCCGUGUCCGUGUGUCCGACACAUGCCCGGAGCGAAGCGUACCUGUGGGUGUAUCUGUGUGUCUGUACAUAGCGACGUGUACCCUGCGUGUGUGUGUGUGUGCGGGCGCGUGCGUGUGAAUUAUUUAAAUCCAAGACUUGUACAGAAGCGAUUUUGGCUAAAUCUCAGUCUCAGAAGUGAAGCUUAACUACGUGUCUUCUG